AUGACUACAACACAAACAGAAACACCAGCAGUGGUGCUGGAGAAACAAACCACACAAAUCGACCAAAAUGGCAAAGUCGUCUUCAAACCCUCAAGGGAGUUCCUCCUCGCCUUCGGCGCCCUUUGCUCCGUCGCACUAGCCGUCGCCUUUGACGCAACAACCCUCUCCGUCGCCCUCCCGACAAUGAGCGUCGCCCUCGGCGGAACCGCCCUCGAAGCCUUCUGGUCCGGCACGAGUUUCCUCCUGGCAAGCGCCGUCCUACAGCCCACUGUCGCCGGGCUGAGUAGCAUUUUUGGGCGGAAAGCCCUCGUCUACGUCUCGGCCGCCUUCUUCGCCGCGGGCUCCAUCGUCGGCGCCGUCGCCAACAACUUCCACGUCGUCAUCGCGGGGCGGACCAUCCAGGGCGUGGGCGGCGGCGGGAUCCUCGCCCUCACCGAGGUCAUCAUCACGGACCUCGUCCCGCUCGCGGUGCGGGGCCAGUGGUUCUCGCUGCUGUCGGUCGUCUGGUCGGUCGGUACCGUCACGGGGCCCCUGAUCGGUGCCGGAUUCGCGCAGAAUAUUUCCUGGCGGUGGAUAUUUUGGAUCAACCUCCCCAUCAUUGCCAUCGGCAUGGUCAUGAUUUUCUUCUUCCUCAAGCAAGCUAAGGUGCCGGGCCAGAUAGGAACCAAGCUCAAGAGGGUCGACUGGCUCGGGAGCUUCCUGUUCACGGCGGGUUCGACGAGUUUCCUGUUUGGUAUCUCGACAGGUGGUGUCAUGUACGAGUGGACUUCCUUCCGGUGUCUGCUGCCGAUGAUCAUAGGUGUCUUCAUUCUUGUGGCCUUCGGGAUCUGGGAGCUCAAGUUUGCGCAGGAGCCCAUGAUUGACAAGGGUAUCUUCAGCAACUGGACCAUGGUCGCCAACUACAUUAUGACUGUCUUCCAUGGCAUGAUUCUCUGGUCGAUUCUCUACUUCCUUGUCCUGUACUACCAAGCCGUCAAGGAUUACUCCGUUGUCAUCUCCGCCGUCGGUGCCCUCCCAGAAAGUCUUACAGUCGCACCCUCCGCCAUGGCCGUCGGCCUCAUCGCCGGCGUCACAGGCCGGUACCGCUGGUCUCUCUGGGCCGGCUGGGCGCUGACGACCCUCGGCGCAGGCCUCAUGUGUCUCAUGCGGCCCGGCACCAGCGUCCCCGCCUGGAUCUGGCUCAACAUCCCCAUCGGCAUCGGCACGGGCAUGCUCUUCCCCGCCAUGGCGCUCUCGAUCCAAGCCGCCUGCGAACCCGCCCUCAACGGGCAAGCCGCCGCCUUUUACUCGUUCCUGCGCACGUUUGGGCAAUCCGUCGGCGUCGCCGUCUCGGGCGUCAUCUUCCAGAACGCGUUUCGGAAUAGGUUGCUCGAUAUCCCCUCGCUGGCGGACGUUGCUGAGGAGUACUCGCGUGACGCGACAAUUGUAGUGGAGGUGAUUAAGCGAAUGCCAAAGAGCGACCCUACGAGGACGGAGCUGGUGGAGGCGUAUUGCGAUGCGCUGCGGGCGAUUUGGAUCAGCUUGAUUGCGUUUGCUGGGUUCUGCGUGCUCAUCAGCGUGACGGUGAAGAAAUACAGCUUGGACCAGGAGCAUGUGACGCAGCAAGGGCUGGUCACGAGCGACGACACAAGUAAGGAAGAUGAGGAGAGCCAGGGAGGGGAUCUGGAAAGGGGGCAGAAGGUGAGAUCUUGA
Messenger RNA from Colletotrichum godetiae, 1692 nucleotides. RefSeq names its product major facilitator superfamily transporter. The record is from RefSeq and is a predicted model, not a curated record. Gene Ontology annotation, cellular component: plasma membrane. Gene Ontology annotation, molecular function: transmembrane transporter activity. NCBI's taxonomy places the organism in Eukaryota, Fungi, Ascomycota, Sordariomycetes, Glomerellales, Glomerellaceae. Gene Ontology annotation, biological process: transmembrane transport. Bases 1 to 1692 code for a protein of 563 amino acids. The transcript is spliced from 2 exons.